Molecule: messenger RNA, 269 nt
Organism: Linum tenue
Lineage: Eukaryota; Viridiplantae; Streptophyta; Magnoliopsida; Malpighiales; Linaceae
Source: the annotation of a GenBank genome assembly
GAAAGCCAAAAACUUUACCUCAUUACACAUGACAUGAGGGUGACAAGCUCACUUACUUUCUUAUAUACAUGGCUUGCAUUUGGAGAAGGAAUCUAGAAAGAAAAGGAGAAUUGGGAUAAGGAUUGAAGAUUGUAUAUAUGAGGGGCCGUUUAGAGAGAAUUAUGAUAUUUCUGUCUUUGUUUGAUGUUUUUUGUAACAUAUUUAUAAUGGAGGAAAAGCAUACUGAAUUAGAAAUUGAAUAUAAUUUGAGUAUGGCAAAAAAUAUCUAU